Molecule: messenger RNA, 3722 nt
Organism: Micropterus salmoides (largemouth bass)
Lineage: Eukaryota; Metazoa; Chordata; Actinopteri; Centrarchiformes; Centrarchidae
Gene: tlr9
Product: toll-like receptor 9
Exons: 3
Coding region: 135-3314 (1059 amino acids)
Biological process (GO): toll-like receptor signaling pathway; canonical NF-kappaB signal transduction; defense response to virus
Cellular component (GO): plasma membrane
Molecular function (GO): protein binding; pattern recognition receptor activity
Source: RefSeq, a predicted model, not a curated record
ACUUCUGCAUAAAUUGAUCUAGUUUCUUGCAACAGCAGAUACUUUUAGAUUCCCCUUUGAAUCUUGCCUCUCUCCACCUGGAAUAUAGAUUACUGGCUCCCGAUGCAAAUUUUAAGAUACAUGCCGUAACCGUUAUGGCUCUGCUGAAAACUAUCCUCAUCCUUUGUCAGCUUCUUCCAUUUGUGAGGACCAUAAACACCAUCUUCUUCCCAUGUGACACUGACGUGAAUACCACCACAGUAGACUGCCAUGACAGACCACUCACGCAUGUCUCCUUCAUCAAGUCUACCACUGUUGUGUCACUCAAUUUAAGUCGGACUAAAAUACAGCAAGUGUGGCAGCAAGCUUUAUCAGGUGUCCCAAACCUUCACACCCUGUCAAUAAUAGGAAAUUGUCAACCAGGUCGGCUGAGAAAUUUGGAAAACAGCUCAUGCAAGAUGUGGAUCCACUAUUAUGCCUUCAAGAGCCUACUGAAGCUUAAGUUUUUGUAUCUCUCAGGAAAUAGCCUCACCUCUAUACCGUGGUUACCUGAAAGCCUGAGGGUCCUUGAUUUACAGAAUAAUUGCAUCCUCCACAUUAUCCACCCGUUAAAAACUCCUCAUCUUGAAGAGCUCUUCCUCACCAGGAACUGCUUUUAUGCAAACCCUUGCAACCAGUCUUUUUACAUCAGCGAGGAGGUUUUCAGAGAGCUCCCUAAACUCAAAAACCUUACCUUAGGGUAUAAUAAUUUAACAUCCAUCCCUAAAGGGUUGCCACCCUCACUGGAGAGUCUGGAUUUAAGAGAGAAUACAAUCACAGAGGUCUUAGAAGGAGCAUUUGCCAACCUUACUGUCCUCAAGUAUUUGAAUUUGGAGUGGAAUUGCCAGCGUUGUGACCAUGCAGCCAGACCCUGCUUUCCAUGCCCACAUAAUCUCCCCCUACGCCUAAAACCAAACUCAUUCUAUGCUGAGAACAGCUCCAUCACCUUCCUUAGCUUGCGGGGAAACUCUCUGAAAACAUUUCCAGAGGGACUUUUCCAACCUUUGAGGAAUUUGAAGGGAUUGGACCUCUCGGACAACCUCCUGGCAUAUGCAAUACGUAAUGGCACCUUCUUUGCAGAGCUGAAGGGCCUCACUUGGAUUAGCCUUAUCUAUAACUAUGAACCACUGAAGACAUUUAAGGAGCUGAUCCUCUCCCCACACAUUGCCAACAUAUCUGGUCUACAAUAUCUUCUUCUGAGUGGUAACUUUUUCCACAUGAUUUCAGAAGACAGCCUUGGUGUUCUCUCCAAACUUCAAAGCCUAAAGAAACUAGAACUGAGAUUGAACUUCAUCGAUACUUGUAACUUACAACCUCUGAAAAUGUUACCGUCUCUCAUUAAUAUUGACCUCUCCCAAAACAUGCUUAAUUUUCUUAAAUUCUGCUUGGCUCCGUCGUCAGAGAUUGUGGCACAGGGAAGCUUUCAGAACCAGAACUCGUAUACACCUCAUUUUCCUGACCCACCCCUUAUUCUAAUAGAUCGAGUCACAUCUGGAAGUGACGUCUGGGAAUCCAACCAGUCAAACAGACUGGAAAUGUUUGAGGACAAUGUGUCACAAUUUCCAUCACUGUGGGACUUUAAAAAACAGUGCUGCCAACAGAAACUGACAUUUGACCUGUCUCAAAAUGACAUUGUGUCUCUUAACAAAGAGGUGUUUGUAGGCUUGGAAAAUGCUGUUUGUUUAGACCUUUCCUUCAAUUACAUGAGCCAGGCAUUGAAGCGUGGGAUGUUUGAAAGCAUGAAAAAUUUAGUUUUUCUUAAUUUAUCGUACAAUAGACUUGAUCUUUAUUAUGAAGCCACUUUCAGUGAGCUUAAAACCACUCUGAAGGUAUUGGACAUUAGUAACAAUGACUUUCACUUCAAGAUGAGGGGCAUGGGCCACCGUUUAGAGUUCCUUCAAAAUCUGACUAACUUGGAAGUCUUAAGUCUGGCAAACAAUGGCAUUGAGAGGCGAGUAGAUCAAAGGCUGGUCAGCAGCUCUUUGAAGUACCUCUACUUCCAUGGAAACCGCCUGGACAUUAUGUGGGAGUCAGAAAACAACAGGUACACUAAUUUCUUCCAAAACCUGACAAACCUCAGCUACCUGGACAUCUCUAACAAUGAACUGAAGUCAAUCUCUCCAGAAGUGCUGUGUAACCUCCCAGGAAGCAUGAAGGCCCUCCGCAUCAGCGACAAUCUGCUAAACUAUUUCCCAUGGUUGAACAUCUCAGCACUCACCAAUUUACGUCACCUGGACCUCAGUCAAAACUUCCUGUCUUAUUUGCCUCCUGAAGUCAUAGAAUUUGGAGCAAUGUUUUCUCUCCUGGACCUCAGUCACAACCGCCUUAGUGUUAUUCCAGAGGAUUUCUUCAGUAAGGCGAAGUCAUUGCAAUAUCUGUACCUCAGCCACAAUCAGAUCAAAGAGUUGAACCAUCAGCUUCUCCCUGCCCCCUUUAAAAAUGGUAGUGUCCUUCAGAAACUCACACUGCAUGCCAACCCGUUUAAAUGUGACUGUGAUACAUCUUGGUUUGCGGACUUCUUGCGUACCACUCCGGUACAGAUUCCUUACCUCACCUCCCAUAUACACUGUGAAUACCCAGAGUCCCAACAGGGUGUGAGUAUACUGUCGAUGGACCAGCGUUCCUGCCAGGACAUAUAUGGUAGCUUAGCCUGCCUCGUUUGUUCCUUCUUGGCUGUGACGUUCACUGUCCUGCCCAUACUGAAGCAUCUCUAUGGCUGGGAUCUGUGGUAUUGCUUACAGGUACUCUGGGCAGGACAUAAGGGCUACUCCCAGCUGGCUGGAAGUGAUUCACAUUAUCACUACGAUGCUUUCGUAGUGUUUGACACCAGAAACCAGGCUGUGAGGGAUUGGGUCUACAAUGAGUUAACUGUCAAUCUGGAGAACUCAGGUCAUAGGAGGUUUUGUCUCUGUUUAGAGGAGAGGGACUGGAUACCUGGACUUUCAUGUAUAGAAAAUCUACAUAAUGCUGUCAAUAACAGUGUGAAGACAGUGUUUGUGCUGUCCAGUGGUUCUACUGGCAGUGAGACAGUGAAUGGUGUGAUCCGGCAGGCUUUCUUCAUGGUUCAGCAGCGGCUUCUGGAUGAGAAGGUGGAUGCAGCUGUGCUGGUUCUGUUGGAUGAGAUGUUUCCCAAGCUGAAGUACCUUCAGCUGAGGAAAAGACUGUGCAGAAAGUCUGUGUUGUCCUGGCCAAAAAACCCAAGGGCUCAACCCCUCUUCUGGAACAGAGUGAGAAUGGCGUUGUCGUCAGAUAACCUCAACUUCUACGACAACAACAUGAGUGAAAGUUUUGUUUGACUACCUUUUAAAGGCUGCAAAAGAGCACCUGAAAAAGGCCUUUAAGAAUUUUGCCAUCUUCCUAUGACCUAAUUUUGACAAACCUACAAACCUGUGUAUAUAUAUAUAUACAUAACUUUAUUUUUUAAAAUAAAAAUGAUACAGCUCUUCCUUGUAAAUAUUUUACUUUUCAAGAUUGUAUUCCGAUGUUUUAUCAUAUGUAUAUUACAGACCAUUCAAAUUUGAUGUGGAUUCUUUACAUGUAAAUUUGUUCUUAUUUUCUUUUUGGUGAGUUAAUCCAUCAGUGUCAUACAAUUGUAUUCAGAGAGCUUGGGCUGGGUUGGGACAUGCUGCUAUUGUGGGCUGCAAAGUUAAUUGAGAUACUGUAUAUUGACAUUGUAAUAUAAAAAUAAACUUGACUUGAUUUCA